Messenger RNA from Ooceraea biroi (clonal raider ant), 8606 nucleotides. Its product is annotated as fatty acid synthase. The record is from RefSeq and is a predicted model, not a curated record. NCBI's taxonomy places the organism in Eukaryota, Metazoa, Arthropoda, Insecta, Hymenoptera, Formicidae. Gene Ontology annotation, molecular function: oxidoreductase activity; 3-oxoacyl-[acyl-carrier-protein] synthase activity; phosphopantetheine binding. Gene Ontology annotation, biological process: fatty acid biosynthetic process.
CUUAAGAAAUGUUAUUUAUUUAUCAUGAUUUUAGAUAUUCCUUUUUUCUUGUUAAAAUACAGCAUGAUUGCGCAAUGUUGGAAUAAAAUCGACCCUUAAUUAUCACAGACCCUUGAUCGUAUUACAAUAGAGAGAUCACACAUAUUAAUUAAAUGUUUUUUUAAUAAGAUAUAAUAUAUAGAUGAAGUAUUGUCCUCUAUGAUAAAAAGCUUAUUAUACAAUCAUUUCUUUAUUAAUUAGCAUUACACUCGUCAAGUGUAUAUUAUACAACUGCAUAUGUGCAAUUUAAAACUCAAUCUACAUAUCAUACAUGUAUAUUUGACAAAUACAUUCACAAUACAACGGGUAUUUGCUAUGUAAAAUAAAAUAAAGAUAUCCCUUUAAUGCAAAUGUUUGCAACUGAUAUUUGACAUGUUAAAUUUCUGUUAUUUAAAUAAGUCAUUGUUUUUGUGAACAAUAAGCAUAGAAUAAGUGUUUAGCGAUAAAAUAUGUACUAUACAUAUUCUCUUUAUAUAAAUAAACUCAACAUUGCCGGUAAUAUGCCAUUCACGAAAGAAUACAAAUGUGAACUUUAGAGUCUUUAAAAGUACUAGAAAUAAGUAUUCGGAAAGAAAUACGCUGUGCGAGACGAUAAAACAAAAGCUAAGGAAAAGAUUGUUCAUAAAUCUCCUGAUACUAAAUUAUGGAUUGCAACAAGGAAACGACUGAUGUUGAUCCUGAAGCUAUCGUUAUUUCGGGCAUUGCUGGAAGAUUUCCUAAAUCCCACAAUAUCAGGCAUCUUCAAGAGAAUCUUUUUAAUAAAAUGGACCUCGGAUCGGAUGACAACCGACGAUGGAAUCAUGAUCACCCGGAUGUGCCACAACGAACAGGAAAGGUCGAUAACAUCGAAAAAUUUGAUGCAGAAUAUUUCGAUAUUUCCUUCACCGAAGCUGAAAUGAUGGAUCCUAUGUGUAGAUUGCUACUGGAACAUGCUUAUGAAGCUAUUGUCGACGCUGGAAUGAAUCCGAAAGAUUUAUAUGGAACAAGAACUGGAGUUUUCAUCGGGACAUGCUAUUCUGAAUCAGAAAAGACUUAUUUUUACGAGAAACCACAGGUAGCCGGUCUUGGACUUCUCGGAUGUGCCAAAUCCAUUCUGGCAAAUCGAAUUUCGUACUGGCUUGGUCUAACAGGACCAUCUUUCAUGCUCGAUUCUGCGUGUAGUUCAAGUCUCAUCGCUGUUGAGCGCGCAUACAGAAGUAUCCGAAUGGGAGAAUGUGAUGCCGCUAUCAUCGGUGGUUCAAAUCUCUGUCUGCACCCCUGUAUAUCUUUACAAUUCUCACGACUCGGAGUUUUAUCGUCGACCGGAUUCUGCAGACCUUUCGAUGAAGAUGCGUAUGGUUACAUGCGUAGUGAAACAGUAGCAGUGGUAUAUUUGCAAAAAGCAAAGAAUGCUAAAAGAAUUUAUGCCACUAUGGUCUACGCCAAGACGAAUUGCGACGGAUACAAAGAACAAGGCAUCACCUUUCCGUCAAGCGAAAUGCAAGGGACAUUGCUUCAACAAUCUUACGACGAAUGUGGCAUGCCGGUCACUUGUUUGGCUUAUAUGGAGGCUCAUGGUACCGGCACCAGGGUGGGAGAUCCGGAAGAAAUCAAUGCGUUAAAAAGAGUUUUCUGCAAGAAUAGAAAAUCUCCUCUAUUAAUUGGUUCGAUCAAAUCAAAUCUAGGACAUUCCGAACCCGCUAGUGGUUUGUGUCAAAUUGCCAAGGUGCUUAUUGCAAUGGAGACCAGUAUCAUUCCACCGAACAUACACUUUACAAAGCCACGAAAAGGCAUCGAGGCUUUCGAAGACGGAAGCAUACGAGUAGUAACCGAUCCAACGCCAUGGGAACCUGAUUACGUAGGUAUUAAUUCGUUCGGUUUUGGUGGAGCCAAUUGCCAUGUCCUUUUACAACCCAAUCUAAAGAAAAAAAUCAACGGAGGAACACCAAAUGACAAUCUACCCAGGCUCAUCGUUAUGUCUGGUCGCACUGAGCAGGCAGUGGAAUCAUUUCUAAACGAGAUCGAGAAUCGGCCAAUAGACGUUGACUAUGUUCGGCUGUUGCAUGAUCUAUUUGCUAAAGAUAUAUCAGGCCAUCCUUACAGAGGGUACUCUAUUAUCGAAUCUGCAACAAUGAUUAAACCAAUAAAAAAAAUACAACAAUAUUCAGGCGUUAGAAAGCCAGUAUGUUUUGUAUUUUCUGGAAUUGGAUCUCAGUGGCCUGGCAUGGGUCAAGCAUUAUUGCAAUUUCCAGUAUUUUCUAAAACCGUAGAAAAGUGCGAUACAAUUCUAAAAACGCAUGGGAUGCAUAUAAUCGAUAUAUUAACAGGUAAACACGGAGUUAUUUCCAACAACAUAUUGAACUCGCUCGUUGGUAUCACUGUAAUGCAGGUCGGAUUAAUUGAUCUUCUAAAAUCCAUAAAUGUUACACCAGACCACGUUAUUGGUUAUUCAAUUGGUGAACUUUGUUGCGGAUAUGUCACCGGUAACUUCACGAUUGAACAAGUAAUUUUGUCCGCGUAUUAUAUAGGACUGGCGUUGAAUGAAACAAAAAUAAUUCGCGGUGCUAUGAUGAAUAUCGCACUUAGUUAUGAGAAAGCGAAAAGCAUAUGUCCACCAGAUAUCGAAAUUUCUCGCUUCAGUCCAAAUAGUUGCUUUAUAAGUGGACCAAAGGAAUCAGUAAAAGCACUUGCAACUAAAUUACAGCUUAAUAGUAUCAAGGAAAUCAACUGUGACGAUAUCCCUCUUCAUAGUCGUUAUCUCACUCCAGCAGAGGCGACGAUUCACACUUAUUUGAAUAGAAUAAUACCGCAAACAAUGACGAGCAGUCACAUAUGGACAAGUUCAGUUUGUGACACGAAAUUAUCAUAUGCUGAAUUUUUCACGAAUAAUCUACUACGUCCCGUGUUCUUCGAAAAAGUUACGCAAUCGAUCCCUAAAAACGCGAUAAUGAUAGAAAUUGCGCCAGAUGAUAUUCUUCAAAACGUUAUGAAGGACUUUUCUGACACGAAUGUCGCAUUAAUUCAACGCAAUCAUAAAGAUAAUGUUAAAGUAUUUUUGCAAGGUUUGGGAAAGAUAUACAACACCGGUUCACAGCCGCAACUAGCAAAUUUGUACCCAGCAGUACAAUUUCCUGUUAGUCGCGGGACACCAAUGAUCUCGCCAUCAAUCAAGUGGGAUCAUUCCGAAGAUUGGUAUAUUGCAUCUUUCAAAGUACAAAAACCGAUCUUUUCCAACGAAAGAUUGAUCGAAAUGAUGUUGGGCGAUGAAGAUUUCGAAUAUAUGAGUGGUCAUGUAAUUGACGGGCGAAUCUUAUUGCCGGCGACAGGAUAUCUUGUUUUCGUUUGGGAAACUAUCGGCAUGUUGAGGCGUCAGUUACAAACCGAGGUAUCAGUGGUAUUUGAAGAUGUCAAAUUUCUUCGAGCAACACACUUUCCGAAACAGGGAAUUAUAGAAUUGACUAUAAUGAUACAGAAAGUUACCGGAAAAUUCGAGAUAAUAGAAGGAGGUAACGCCGUCGUUACUGGUACCAUUCGCGUUCCGGCAGACAUAACUAAAGAAAAAGUACCGUACUCUUUUCUACGAGAAGAUAAUAACGAAGAAGAAGUUAUGAAAGUAAAAGACAUCUACAAAGAGCUUAAACUGCGCGGAUAUCAAUAUAGCGGCGUAUUUAGAGGAUUAAAAAGUGCAUCUAGCAUGGGGCAACAAGGACACAUAGCUUGGGGACAAAACUGGGUAACGUUCAUGGACUGCAUGCUGCAAAUUCAAAUCCUCGGAAUGGAUACAAAGAGUCUUUAUGUGCCAACGGGAAUACAAAAAUUGGUAAUUGAUCCAAAACUCCACGCACAGCACAUACGAAAUCUGAAAACCGAAGAAAACAAACAGCUUCCUGUAUACGUAUACAAGAACUACGAUACCGUAAUAUCUGGUGGUAUAGAAAUACGUGGUAUAAAAGCUAAUCCUAUAACUCGUCGUAAGACGACGGUGAAUCCUGUUCUCGAAAGACAUGUGUUUGUAGCUCAUCGUGACAAACACGAAAUAUCAUUCAGAGAUGCUAUGAUCUUAUCGAUACAUAUCGCUUUGGAGUAUCAUCAAAUGACAAAAGUAAAUAUAAUCGAGUUGAUUGAAAAUAGUGAUCAGGCUACAACAGAAGAAUUAUCAUCUCCAAUAAUUGCCGAAAUAUUAAGUAAUUUACCACUAAUUCAACCCAAUAUUAAUUUAAUUGCCAGAACUGAUCGUUUUAAUAACAUUGUUCUUCCACCACGAAUCGCACUUUCACAAACAAAAAAGUUAUCGAAAGAUGACAAUGCGAUAUUAGUCGCAGGAUUUAACUUACUUAACAACAGCAAGGUAGAAACUUUGAAGGAAGCGUUACUAGCGCUUAAAAAUGAUGGUUUCUUACUGACACGAGGAGAGCCUGUUACAAAGGACGAUCUUCCGAACGUGGAAAAACAUGGUUUGGUAGUAAUUCUGGAAAAACGUAUAAAGAAGGAACAUAUUACACUUCUAAAACGAAAACGGCAAUCAACCAGAAAAACGGAAGUUAUUCGCGUAAAUAAUUAUGACUUUUCUUGGCUGGAGGAACUCAAGGCAAUUUUAAACGCGGAAAGUGAAUCGAGUAACACUGCGAGAAUAAUAUUGGUUGGAGAAAAAGAUCCAGAAUGUGGUAUAUUAGGGUUAGUCAAUUGCUUGAGGCGAGAACCUGGUGGUGAAUUAAUUAGAGGAAUGUUUAUUCAGGACGAAAAUGCACCAGAUUUUUCUCUGCAUGAACCAUUGUACGCGCAGCAACUCGAACUCGAUCUUAUUAUAAAUGUUUUGCGUCCGGGAAAAGUAUGGGGAUCGUACAGACAUCUCCCGUUAGACCUACCGACAUUAAAGCCCGUACAUCAUGCUUUUGUUAAUCAACUGAUCCGUGGUGAUUUGAGUUCAUUUCGUUGGUUGCAAGGUGCAUUUACCCCGGAUUAUCACCACCAAGAUCUCGUUCAUAUAAUUUACACAUCUAUUAACUUCAAAGACGUAAUGACUGCAACUGGCAAAGUCAACAUGGAUUCAUUCGCAUCUCGUGGACGGCUUGAGGAAUGUUUUAUAGGCUUAGAGUAUGUCGGCAUCGACAAUGCUGGUCGCCGAAUAAUGGGAAUUUGCGAAAAUCAAUGUAUCUCAAAUAUGCAACAAAUCGAUAGAAAGCUAUGUUGGAGUAUUCCAGAGCAAUGGACUCUGGAAGAUGCCGCGACAAUUCCAUGUGCAUACAGUACGUGUUAUUAUGCAUUAUAUAUCCGUGCAAAAAUGAAGAAAGGCGACAAAAUAUUAAUACACUCGGGUACUGGUGCCGUGGGACAGGCAGCGAUUAACCUGUCGUUACACAAGGGCUGUGAAGUAUUUACAACCGUGGGCACUCCAGAAAAACGAAAAUUUAUAAGAGAUACUUUUCCAUCCAUUCCGGAGAGUCACAUCGGAAAUUCGCGGGAUACCAGCUUCGAGCAAAUGGUAUUACAACAGACUAAAGGUCGUGGCGUAGACAUCGUAUUGAAUUCUUUAGCCGAAGAAAAACUUCAAGCGUCUAUCCGUUGCCUGGCGAGAGACGGAUGCUUUUUGGAAAUUGGAAAAUAUGAUUUUCUGUCCGAUAAUUUAUUGGACUUAUCAAUUCUUUCAAAAGGAAUUAAAUUUUUCGGUAUUAUGUUGGAUAAUGUUUUCUUGGCUUCCGAGAAGAUCAGAGAUUACGUUUACACUGUAGUAGCUGAAGGUCUUAAAGUCGGAGCAGUAAAACCUCUUGCCAGGAAAGUUUUUCAGAAGGAUGAAGUGGAGGCUGCGUUUAGAUACAUGGCAGCCGGAAAACAUAUGGGAAAAAUAAUAAUUAAAGUACAAGAAGAAGAUGAUUUUGUGAACGCACCUAUUCUCGCAUUUCCGCGUUAUUAUUGUCCUGCUAAUAAAACGUAUGUCAUCUUAGGAGGUUUAGGCGGCUUCGGUUUGGAAUUAGCUGAUUGGUUAGUUAUUCGAGGUGCACGCAAUCUUGUGUUAAUCUCACGUUCUGGAAUAAAGAACGGGUAUCAGCAUAGGAAGAUUGAAUUAUGGAAAUCAUAUGGAGUAAAUGUUUCAACAAUGUCUAACAUUGACGCAUCAAAUACCAACGAAUGUGAACAUAUAUUAAAAACAGCAGAAAUGUUGGCGCCCGUCGAUGCUAUAUUUAAUCUGGCUGUAGUAUUGAAUGAUAAGCUGUGUCAAAACCAUACCGCAGAAACAUUUCAAGAGUCUUUCAAAGCGAAAGCUUGGGCCACGAAAAAUUUGGACCAAUUGUCUAGAAAGAUAUGUCCACAGCUUCGAUAUUUUGUUGUUUUCUCUUCAGUUUCUUGCGGCAGAGGAAAUACCGGACAAACUAAUUACGGCAUGGCAAAUUCCAUUAUGGAAAGGAUUUGCGAGAGAAGAUCGCGAGAAGGUUUACAUGGUUUAGCGAUUCAGUGGGGUGCAGUGGGCGAUGUUGGUCUCGUAGCUGAUAUGAUGGACAACGACAAAGAGAUGAUAAUUGGUGGCACUUUACAGCAGAAGAUAACUUCUUGUAUAGAAAAGCUGGAAGAAUUCUUGUUACAGGAGCAUCCUAUUGUGGCAAGCAUGGUUGUAGCUGAGAAACGUUCGCAUCUUUUUGGUGCAUUCAAUCUUGUCGAUACGGUGGCUAAUAUUAUGGGUUUAAAGGAUGUGAAUGCUGUGGGUCGCCAUACACCAUUGUCCGAAAUUGGAAUGGAUUCGAUGAUGGCCGUGGAAAUAAAGCAGACGUUGGAACGGGAGUUUGAUAUUUUCCUUACGGCACAAGAUAUUCGUAAUCUUAAUUUUGCUAAACUCAUGGAAAUGUAUGAUAAUGACACACAAGAUGAGAAGAAUUGCUCCAAAUCCGUGCGUGACGCGACUGAUUUAACUGGUAUUAAACUGUUGGUUCGUGUAUUAGGCAACGAACACUUGACGUCUGAUAUUUGCGUGGAUCUUCCGACAAAAUGGACCAGUGCGAAAAGCGAAGUAUUUCUAUUACCAGGAAUGGAAGGUUGCGGAAGUGUAUUUACUCCGCUGGUACAAAAGAUUGAAUCUUCUGCAACAUGUUUACAACAUGGAACGUACAACGUUGGUACGAACUGUACUUCAGUACACGAAAUCGCUGACUGCCUUCUGCAACAUAUUCUUGAGCGAAAUAAGCUGGGACAGAAUUUUGUAAUGGUAGGCUAUUCAUUUGGUUCAAUAAUUGCGAUUGAAUUAGCACGAAGAUUAGAAGCAAUGAAUGUGCAAGGCCGUUUAGUACUCAUUGAUGGUGCACCUGAGCAAAUGAAAGCGAUGGCAAAUCAACAUUUACAUUUUACUACGAUUGAAGAACUUCAGAAUAAUGUUCUCCUAGGUAUAAUGGAUAAUUUGCAACCAGCUAAUAGUGGGAAGCUUCUCUUGGAAUUGAACAAAUGCAUUAACUGGGAUGAGAAAUUGGAUACUUUUAUCAGUCAUGCACCUCCAUCGGAACUGAAUAAGCAAUUUUCGAAUGACAUGAAAAAAGCUUUAUGCACAACAAUCUACAAGCAUGUACUUGCUGUACAUGAAUACAAUGCGACACAAGUACCAAAAAUUGCAUCACCCGUAAUUCUUUUGAAACCGACCGUACAAUCGGUGACUUUUGCUGAAGAAGAUUAUGGUUUAAAUAAGGUUACAAGCGGAAACGUCGAAGUUCAUUAUAUCGAUGGAAACCACGUUACGAUGCUGGACAGUGACAAAGUUGUAGCUGCGAUUAAUGGAAGACAAAUUGAAAGUAUCAAAACAUUACAGCCAAGUUAUACAAUAGAUGACAGUAAAAUCAAUCCUGUCAAAGCCAGAUCAUAGAACAUAGUUCCAAGAAUUGAAAAAGUAUGUAAGAAAAAUUCUAUAUGUAUCCUCAAUUUAAUUAUUGAAUUGUAUAAACUAUAAAGUUAAUACACAAUUGUUCUGUAUGAAUAUAAAUAAACUUUACUGUCUCUUUCUUUCUGUUACAAUAUUUGGAAAGAAAAACCAAAAGAAAUCGUUUUUAGUUAUUAAGUUUUUUAUUUGAUUAUUAACCAGCAGGUACCGCACACUGAGAAACCUAAUUAGUUGAUGGAACCAAAAGUUUUUCGUUGGCGAGUUUUGUUUCAUUGAAAUAAACCACUUGGUUUUUGAAAAAGAUUGGAUUGUUUACAAACACCAACUUCUUUUGUUGGCUGUUAACAAAAGUAUUUUGUUCCCUUAACAAAUAAUACUGAAAUUUAUAUAGUCCAGGAACAAAAAUUGUGUUGUAGUUACAAUCGGUAAUUCGUAGUAUCCGUAUUUAGUAGUAGCAAAAUAGGAGUUUUGUACUUUGAACAAAAUAUUUGGUUCCACAUACAUAUUCUCGCAUCAAAAUUAAUUUGUUCCUAGAACAAAAGUAUUUGUUUGCUCAUAUAGAAACAAAUGAUUUAUGUCAUGUCAACCAAAAUUUGGUUAAUCCAACCAAAUGGGUUUCUCAGUGCACGUAUAUGAUUGUGUUUCUUUUCUUUUUUGCACUUCUUAUUCAAGUCUCCGCGCGCACCGUGUGUAUUUUCUGUUCGUUAACAAUAAAUCUUUUGUGACUUCGGAA